Fusarium redolens is the source of this 4077-nucleotide messenger RNA. RefSeq lists its product as uncharacterized. The record is from RefSeq and is a predicted model, not a curated record. Bases 1 to 4077 code for a protein of 1358 amino acids. NCBI's taxonomy places the organism in Eukaryota, Fungi, Ascomycota, Sordariomycetes, Hypocreales, Nectriaceae. The transcript has 16 exons. Gene Ontology annotation, molecular function: nucleic acid binding; ATP binding.
AUGAAGAGCAUGCGAGGGUUGUUGCACACAACAAGUGUCGAAACUACAAAUGAACAAAAAACUACAUUCGCUACGACUUCUGUUGCUGGACACAAAAGAAGUCUAUCAACUACUGGAGAAGAACAUCACUUCAGGGCUGCUACCUCUCGGGCAACUGUUCAGUUUCAGCGAGCCGUCAGUCUCCCCUCUGCCCCUCCUAGAAUUUCUGCGAGUCGGAUUGUUCGUCUCGAUGAGCGAGUCGGACCCUCUGAGUAUUCUCAGCGGAGAGCUAUUGCUGCGACUCCUACAUCGUCUUGUGAUCCUGAACUCGAGUUAAGCCAUCCUACAUAUGAUCUUCCUCAACAGCUGGUUGAUAAUUUUGCUUCACUUGGCAUUAAACAAAUAUAUCCGUGGCAAAAAUCUUGCCUUAAAGGCCCUGGGCUUCUGACAGGAGAAAAGAAUCUUGUCUAUUGUGCACCGACUGGUGGUGGCAAAUCUCUUGUGGCUGAUGUGCUCAUGCUGAAAAGAAUUCUGGAAAAAAAGGGAACUAAAGCCCUCCUUGUGUUACCAUAUGUUGCUUUGGUUCAAGAGAAAGUUCGUUGGCUUCGUAGUGUGGUACAAGGCUUACGCUUCGCCUCUGAAACAACGGUCGAUGACGACAAGCGCAUCUGGCGUAGACGAGCUGAUGAAAACACAGUCCGUGUCGUUGGUUUCUUUGGGGGUGGAAAAGUUCGAGCAACUUGGGCUGAUUUUGAUAUUGGCGUAUGCACGUUAGAGAAGGCAAACGCACUCGUGAAUACGGCCAUUGACGACUGUUCGAUCUCCAAGCUUCGUGCGGUUGUGCUUGAUGAGUUACACAUGGUUGAUGAUGAUCAUCGAGGCUAUUUGUUAGAACUCGUGGCGACCAAAUUGCUCAGCCUGGAGCAGCGUGUACAAAUCGUGGGCAUGAGUGCCACUCUCUCGAACAUGGACAUGAUGGCUCAAUGGCUUGAUGGGCAUUGUUACGAAACUCGGUAUCGACCGGUUCCUAUCGAAGAACAUCUCGUGUAUGACGGCAACAUUUAUCCCGCAGGUUCUACAAGCAGUCUCAUCAAAACAGCUGCACAGCUAAAUAGUCGGUCUACACAAACACAGGCACAGAUGAGACCCAUCCGACGAAUUGAACCAUCCACCCACAAGGAGCUUCGCGACCCAGUAUUAAAUGCAGUAGUGACACUUGCUCACGAGACCGCUGUUGCUGGUUUCGGAGCCCUUGUCUUUGCUGGGAGUCGUGGCAUGUGCGAGUCUGACGCCCGGUGGAUUAGUCGGGCUAUGCCCCAGCCACAUGAGCUCAAGCCUGACGUUGUUGACAGGAGGAUGGACUUGCUGGGAGAGCUUCGCAGUCUUAACACUGGAGUUGAUCCGGUAUUGGAAGAGACAGUCCUUUAUGGUGUUGCAUUUCAUCUCAAACAUGCUGGCUUGACGACUGAAGAGAGAGAUCUCAUAGUGGCAGCUUACGAUUCUGGAACAUUAUUAGUAUGCGUCGCGACCUGCAGUCUGGCUGCUGGUAUCAACCUGCCAGCAAGACGGGUGAUUUUACACAACUGCCGAAUGGGGCGCGAAUUUGUUGGACCAUCUAUGCUCAGGCAAAUGCGAGGGCGGGCUGGAAGACAAGGAAAGGCACCUAUCGGCGAGACAUAUCUCUGCUGCCGAGAAAAUGACCUCGAGCAAGUUAUAGAGCUCAUGAAUGCCGAGCUGCCAGCUGUCGCCAGCUGUCUCAACACUGAGAAUCGACGUAUACAACGCGCACUGCUGGAAGUCAUAUCUAUACGCUUAGCUACGAGUCAUGAGUCCAUUUUGGACUACUUCUCGAAGUCUCUGUUGAGCCAUACUCACAGUGCCAGGUUUGUCAACGAUUGUAUCACCUCAAGCUUGGAAGAGAUAGAAUCAAUGGGUUUUGUGACCUCCGAUUCUUUGUCUAUGUUCACGGCGACACAACUAGGUAGGGCAAUUGUGGCAUCAGCUAUUGAUCCUGACGAUGGUGUAUUUGUCCAUAACGAACUUGGCCGGGCACUCCAAGCAUUUGUCAUGGAUGGUGAGAUGCACGUCUUAUACACGUUCACGCCAGUCCAAGAAUUUGGGGUUAUGGUGAACUGGCAGGUCUUCCGGAAUGAAAUGGAGGGUCUGGACGAGAGUGGUUUACGGGUACUGAGGCUUCUGGGCAUCAAACCUACCACGAUACUCAAACUUGCUCAAGGUGCCACGCUCCGUGAAACUACGCCAGAGGAGAGGCAGGUUGCUCGAGUGCAUCGACGCUUUUAUCUCGCUCUCCAGCUGCGGGAUCUGUGUAACGAGAUUCCUAUACACAUAGUGGCACGUAAAUACGACGUGCCUCGUGGAAUGGUUCAGAAUCUUUCCCAAACUUGUCAAGGCUUCGCUGCAGGAAUGAUUAAGUUCUGUGAACAGAUGGGCUGGGGAGUAAUGGCCGCAGCUCUUGAACACUUUUCAGACAGGCUCGUGGCCGGUGCAAGAGCUGACCUAUUGGCCUUGGCAAAAAUUCCCUUCAUCAAGAGCCGAACAGCGCGAGUAUUCUGGGAGAACGGUUUUCGUACUGUGGCAACGAUCGCGAACGCAGAUCCUGCAGAGCUACUUCCUGUGUUGAUGCAGGCUCAACCAAACAAGAUUCGUCUGAAAGGUAAGGACAAUGAGAAAUACGAAGAGAAACUUCUCGUCAAGGCCAAAGUCAUAUCAGAUGCUGCAAGCAAGAUUUGGAGUGAGCCUGAGGCGGCAAACGGGUCGGACUUUGGAUGUGAAUGCAGGCGUGUGAUAGAUGGCUGCAUGCAGCGUGUCGGGUGGGCUGGGGUUCAGCGCCUGAAGGAGGCAUGUGCCUCCCAAGUCGGCGUAAAUACCAGCAAAACAUUGAGCACGAACACGAAAUGUAAGGAUGAUGACUUUGUUAUGGCGGAAAAUGCGGAAAAUGCAGAACUUGCGGGCUCAACCGUUACAGUGCACACCUUGGCCGAUGCUAUGGGCGUUCCUCAGCCCCAGGUUAUCGUGAUAGACAGAGACUACCAGGAAGAGAAAGGGGAAAAUCUCCCUAGCACAACGGAAGACCUCUGGGUCAGUUCAGCAGAUGACAGAUAUUGUUCUGCGCCUGUACCAAUACGAGUUGGUCCUUUGAACAACAUGCAAACUUUCUACGUUCACAGAGAUAUACUUAUUCAGGCAGAGUGGUUUCAAAAAGCCCUAUGUGGAAACUUCAGAGAAGCAACUGAGCAAGGAAAGGGUAUUGAAGUUGACCCGGAGCCAGCAGAAGCUUCGGACUCAAGUUCGUCAAGUAGCAGUACCAGUUCUGGGAGCUCAGGUACUUCGUGGAGACGCCGGCGUCGAGCUCGACAAACGAGACUUGCUGAAGCGGAAGAAAACCAGGAGAAGCAUCCGGGACAUCAUCGACCGGGCUGCCCGUGUCCUCGAUGCCUCGCAAGACGCGACUUUUCGAGGUGCUGGCAAUGCGGGGCUCAGCGAUCUCGCGAAGGCAAUGCUCCUGUACCUUUGCCUUAUGGCCGAGGAGCUCCCAGAAGAGGGAUGCAUCCUCCAGGUGUCUUCCCUCCCCCUGUCAGCAUUCCGAUGCCUCCUCAUCAGAGCCAACCGGAGCGUAUCACAGGAGAAGAUCUACGGACAUGGUUCCUAGCGUAUGAGCUCAACCUCGACGUUUAUAUUUGCGCGACACGUUAUCUUAUGGACGACUUUCGGAAGGCAGUGAUGCGGUCAUGUGUUGAUAUGCUCGAAACAGCAGGCUGGGAUGCUGCACAACCAAAGAUGAUGCAUCUUUGCAGAAAACUUUAUCUCAGCGUGCCGGAGGUUGACGACUUGCUCAAGAUGGUCAUGGCACGUGUUGGGUUCCUUCAGCCGCUUCUCUGGAAGCGCGCGCCUGUAGAGACAAAUGAGUUCUUGGUGAGUAACCCAGAGCUGGCUGCUACUAUUCUGAGAGAGACGGUCAUGAGGCAUUCGCAGCCGACGGCGGAUUUGCCAUCAAUGGAGCAUAUUCGUACCACGGCUUAUGAAGACGAGUGGCAUAAUUUGGGUCGUACAUCUGCACGAACACGGGCCUAUCACUAG